Messenger RNA from Umbelopsis ramanniana AG, 1497 nucleotides. RefSeq lists its product as uncharacterized. The transcript has 2 exons. The coding region runs from base 108 to 1232 and encodes 374 amino acids. NCBI's taxonomy places the organism in Eukaryota, Fungi, Mucoromycota, Umbelopsidomycetes, Umbelopsidales, Umbelopsidaceae. The record is from RefSeq and is a predicted model, not a curated record.
UUUGGGCCAAAUUGUUGGUGUGGUCACCAGUCACCGCUGCCCAAUAAUUUUCGUGCCUAUCCUACCAGCAUUUUCCGACCUCACUUUUGACCUUGGCACAUUCAACAAUGAGUUCAGUCUCUUCGCACGAUGGAAGUGACAAGGAAUUAUUCCACCCUCCUCGCCUACCUGACACUUUGGCCCCACGCUUCGCUUACUUGAGAAAGACUGACAUUCUGGACACACUUGACUCCAACCGGUUUCGUGAUACUGAUGCCUGGAGCGUAGCUGCUACCAUUGACGAUCAGGAGUCGGUGUUGAGCGGACAUGGCGGAUCCAACUUAACCAGUAUUAGCGGAAGGCACUCGAUGAGCGAGAGAGCAGAUGAAGGUGACGAUAACUCUACGCUAGACGGUAUAAGCAACAACGCUAGACCUCCCGUGAACAGCUCCCUUUCUCAGCAACCUCAGAUUCUUGAAGAAAUGAUGGAUGUUAACAUCGAUACCCAGAGUGAAAACGACGACGAUAAAGACGAUGAUAAGGGAUCUCGAUCUAACGCAGCAGAAUUUGGAGAUGACAGAUCGGCUGUGGCCGACUUUGGUGAUGAUACGCCCGACAAUAUCACAGAUAACAACGUUGUCAGUGACGAGAUCACUGCCCCACCACAACCUCAGCCCAGCUUCGCUGUAUCCAAGUCUUAUGUUGAACUCAUGGAGGAAAAUGAAAUGUUGCAAAAUCAGCUACGCAACCUGGAGUUAGCGCAUAAACAACAAGCACUGAUGAUGGAUAACCUCAAGACUAUGGUUUCCGGUUCGGAUGGAUUUAAGGAGAAUGACCGACAGAAACUCAAUUUCGGAACUUCAUCCAGCAAUGGUAGCAUUGGCAGCGUGAACAGUGAUAGUAACCGCCAGUUAUUGGUACCUUCACAAUCACCUACCCAAAUGCACAACCACCAAAAUAACCAUCACCAUAACCACAAUCAUCAUCAACAUCAUCCUCAUCAACAUCUACAGCAGCAACCAAGUUUGCCUCUCUCAGCCAGCGACUUCGAGCUCCUUGAUAAUCGAUCACAACCCAUCAUAAAUUCUCAGUCGAUUGGACAAAAGUUAGAAGUCUUUGUCAAUCAAGUCUCCGACGUGAUCAGCUCUAUUGUAACAACACCUACCUCUGAAGCUGCCGAAGACAAUGGCACGUUGCAUUUCGAAAUAGAGCAGCAAUUAUUUCAAGAGCUCGCUAACUCCUUUGUUUAUUGAUGAAGAAGAGCUUGUGGUAUUGCCAGCAAGAGUUCUCUUGGAGUAGAUAUCGUUUCUUUCCCCGUUCCCUUAUAUUAGCCCAUUACUGUCCAUAUUCGCUCGUUUACUUUUCUUUUUCCCCCACUUCUGUCAUUUUUUGACUCCAUAACCGAAUGAAUUUCGUUUUUCGUCGUGAUAUCUCUCAUUCUGAUUUAUAGUCGAAGACUAAUAUGUAUAUGGCGGCGGCCGAACUGUUGAAAUCUGUCAAUAAAUUCAAUUCGUUUGU